UCUCAAAGUCUGACGCAUGAUGGACUCCAUCACUGACGCGCUGGAGAAUACUCGCUUGAGUGAUCUGGAGCAAGUGCACCUUAGGCCUCAAGACAGUGGCACAUCAGAAAUAGAUAAUGUCCCUAGCUAUCUCUUCCGCGUCGCCUCCCCCCUCUCCUACGGAGAGACAAAUGAGAGAUGGGUGCUUUCAGAAUCAGUAUACCAGAAUAGGAGCUCUUCCACCGAAGACAUUUUUUCCAACUUGGAUAACGAGAAAAGAACCAGGGUCGCUGAAAUGCUCAACUUGCAUCUUCGGUGGUGGCCACAGAACGGGGACCAACAAGACAACUUUGUUUCAUGGACAAGCUCGCUGCUGUUCGCCAUUCAGUACAUCUACUAUAGACAUCUGAGCCGCAGAGAUGGAUCAGACCUGGCAGAUAUCAAGCUGUACGUCAUUGACACAGCGCGGUUUCCCAGAGGAACAUUCAUUCGCGAUAUGGAUCUGAUUGAUAUCUUCUGCGAGUCUGACGAGAGUCUGAAGGAUUUUCAGUCUCUGCGCCAACGGCCAGACUAUUACUUUGGAGAAUAUCUCUCCCAAGGCGCAUUGGAGAUUAAAAACAAAUGCCAGGUAAUUCCCGCCGAGAUCCUGUUUGAACAGGGUCGUUUGCGCCGCAUCCAGCCUCAAUUCGCAGAGCUUCAGCCGGCUAGAGGAAGAGCAAGGCCAGAAUGGGCGAAAGAGGUCAUUCGUCUUCGUCGAACAAUCUAUCCAAACAACCUACCGGUCCUAUCUUUAGAAGAUAUGCUCGCUCGUUUGGAGGCUAUCGAGGAAAUCAUCCACCAUGUUGCACCUGACUGGAGAUUUCCCAUUGCCAUCUACCUUGCAGCAUUGAUGGGCUCAGAAUCAUUGAUAGAAGGCAAGGAAAUGGUAAACGACAGUACAUUCUUCUCAUAUUUUCGAUCCAAGUCCUUCAAAGAAGAGGGAUUCAACCCUUCCAACUUCAAGGUUAUAGCCCCAGACACAAUGCCUGAGCUGAAACAGGUCAACAAGUUGGUUCAUGAGAUAUCCAAGUAUCUGCAAAUGAGCUAUGCAAUGGAAAAUGGAUAUGCUUUCCUUACGGCUGAUCCACACAAGAUGCUGGCGCGCAAGAGACAGAGAAUUUUAGCAAAGCUUGCCACAGUGAGAAUGCUCUGCAAAGAUGUUGCAUCCGCUAUCUCGAAGGAGACAUAG
Penicilliopsis zonata CBS 506.65 is the source of this 1207-nucleotide messenger RNA. RefSeq lists its product as hypothetical. The transcript has 3 exons. NCBI's taxonomy places the organism in Eukaryota, Fungi, Ascomycota, Eurotiomycetes, Eurotiales, Aspergillaceae. The coding region runs from base 17 to 1207 and encodes 396 amino acids. The record is from RefSeq and is a predicted model, not a curated record.